UUCAGUUCCAUCAGCAAUGCUUUGAUUGUCAGGUGUAUUUUUGAGUGUUGUGUAGAAAAUAAAUAGGUUUCUUUCAUAUAUAUCACAAUGUUAAGUACAUUUUCGGUGCUGUCUCCUCAUUUAAAGUUUAAAAAUAAAUUUGUAUCCAUCGACAACGUAGCAUUCAAAUUUCACUACAGAGCAACGUUUACAUUACUUCUUGUUUGUACACUGCUUGUAACAUCAAGACAAUACAUCGGUGAACAUAUUCGAUGCAUUACUGGCGGAUCAAUUCCUGAACAUGUCAUCAAUACCUUCUGUUUUUUCACAACUACCUUUACGGUUGUGCGACAUUUUAAUGAAUCGAUGCUGCAGGACGGAACAAUCCCACAUCCAGGUGUGGGACAUAUGUAUGCUGACGAUCCUGUGAAAUACCAUGCAUACUACCAAUGGGUUCCGUUUGUAUUAUUUCUGCAGGCAAUUAUGUUUUACGGACCACAUUACAUAUGGCGCACCAUAGAAGGAGGAAAAAUCAAACGACUGGUAGAAGGAUUACGAAUGGUCGAAGUUUCAAAAUACUACACACAGAGUAAUGCGAUAACAUUUGAUAGCAAAUAUACACUGUACCCAAAAGCUGAGUUGGAUAAGAAAAUCGAAGUCGUUUGUGAGGCUUUCCACAAGCAUAUAAUUUUAAAUCAUCUUUGGGCCCCUAAAUUUGUACUCUGUGAAAUAUUGAAUUUGGUAAAUGUAUUAACUCAAGUUUGGUUCACAAACAAGUUCCUUGGAGGACGUUUCUACCGACUAGGGUUGGAUUUCAUUGAUGAAGAUUUUUCUGGAACAAUGGAUGUUCUGGAUACCAUAUUUCCCAAGGUGACAAAGUGCCAUUUUCAUAAGUAUGGACCUUCCGGAUCAAUUCAGAAACAUGAUGCUCUAUGUGUUAUGGCUCUAAACGUAAUUAAUGAGAAAAUUUUUACAUUUCUUUGGUUCUGGUAUGCAAUCCUCAUCGUUGUUUCAGUAAUCGCACUGAUUUGGAGGUUAAUAACGUUUAUUUUUCAUGCUAGAUCGGAAAAAUUCAACAGCUUCGUUUUUUCAGCUGUGUGCCCUGGUAUGUUAAACUCUCAUGACCUGAGUUUCAUAACAAAUAGUUUAUCGAUAUCAGAUUGGAUUUUCUUGUACUAUUUAGCAAGAAAUAUGGAUCGACAUCUAUUUCGGGCACUUUUUAGAGGAAUUGUACAGAAGUUCUAUGGCAAUAAAACAGAUUUAGAAGCUCAAAGUGCAAAAUUCUUAGACACAGCAAAUGAGGAAAAUGAACUCAUAAGCGAAAAACAUUAAUAACUACAAAGACUUGUGUACAUCCCAUGUAAAUUCGAGAAAGAAUUCACUCUGUGAUAUGCAAUAAAGAAUAGUAACCAUCAAGCAUACAAUUGACGUCAAAUAAAACAACGGUGAAUAUUGAAGUGACUAUCAAACCAUA
This is a messenger RNA of Ochlerotatus camptorhynchus, 1453 nucleotides long. It is a transcript of the gene Inx7, whose product is annotated as innexin 7. Gene Ontology annotation, molecular function: gap junction channel activity. The record is from RefSeq and is a predicted model, not a curated record. Gene Ontology annotation, cellular component: plasma membrane; gap junction. The transcript is spliced from 4 exons. Lineage: Eukaryota; Metazoa; Arthropoda; Insecta; Diptera; Culicidae. Gene Ontology annotation, biological process: phototransduction. The coding region runs from base 88 to 1311 and encodes 407 amino acids.